Chrysemys picta bellii (western painted turtle) is the source of this 7463-nucleotide messenger RNA. The record is from RefSeq and is a predicted model, not a curated record. Lineage: Eukaryota; Metazoa; Chordata; Testudines; Emydidae.
UGAGAGAGAGAGAGAGAAGGGGCGGGGGGGAAACCUGGUCUUGCAGCCUCAAAUAUCAACAGAGAAUAACCAUUCACCAACUUCCUCUCGGGCAGGAAGAAGGCUGCCAGCCCUCCCAAAGCUUCUGUCUUACAAAGACCAGAGUAUUCGGCUACCUUGUCUGCUGCGUUGUGUAUGUGCUCUGUUCUGAUGAGUAGGACACUUGAACAAGCCAAGGCCUCAUCUUUCUUAUUCCCUUGUUGCAGCUAGGCUGUCUCCUCAUUUUCAGUCCCUUUUAAAGGCACCUGGGUUCUUUGCAAGUCAAAGUCCAGAUGGCUAGAAGUAGCUAAACACUUAGAGGAGCCAGUAUCUUGGAACCUGCCAACUGUGCAAACUAGUCUCUUGGGCACAGCUGUCAUGUUCGGUAAAUAGUCUGCUUUUAUACCUGGCCUUACUGUUGAAAUAAUUGUUAGUUAGAAAUUAAGAAAGUGUCCCAGUAUCUAAAACUAAAAGCAAUGUAGGAAGGGGAAAGAGUCUACCUGCAGCACUGGGGGAAAUGCAUGCCACUUGAAUCCAGCAGGUGUCUGUUCCUCCACGGCACCUUCUGUUGUCGUUUACUUCUGGGCAGUGUGAUUGUAAAACACUGCCAUUCCAUUGCAGUGGCAUUUCAGACCUAUGCUAUCCACGUGAAAAUGGCCACAUAAGCUGAAAACUAGCAGAAAACGGGGAUGCUGGUAUAAAGUACAUCCAUAUCAUUACCACAGAGGGGUAUGCCAACCACCAAAAAUAAAUAAAUAAAAAGUCAUCUCUAAACCUCCCAGGAGGAAUUGGAUAACUAUCUGUAUGCCUACUGUAUCCUUGUCACAUACAAUCAUAAUGUAAAUGGAACCGCAAAUGGAAUUAAACACUUCUGCUUUUAAUAUUGAAGACAGAAAACCAGCCAUGAUUUCAGUCUAAUUAUAGAACAUACAGCUAUUGUGGUGACUACACUUGUAAAAUAACUUCACUUCCCUCCAUGCAGUGUUUACUAGGCCUGUAAUAAUGGGGACUAGAAUAGGUUGUAAUUUAAGAUUAAAUAGCUAUGCACAGUUAAUAUUCUAGUAGAUUUUUGAGAAAAAUCUCUGGAAAACCCCUAAGAAACUGAUUGAUAGCUAAGAGCUCUGAUUAAAAUCCUUAUUUUAUUUUGGAAAAAAACCCAUUCAAAGUUCUGCUAUUACUCAAAACCACAUCCAAAAUUAUGCACUAGGGUAAAUAACCUAAUUUAGUAUCUGUGACUAGGGACCUCUUAAUGCCAACAAGCAGAGUCCACAGGGGUGCAUAAGGGUCCCAGGGAUCCCUAGGUUUGGUAUUGAAGUUUUCUGAAAGCCUGUGUCACACUGAUCAUCAUAACCUUUGCUCAAGGUAUGUGUGGAUUAUAUGUAAGGAGAUCCGUAGCUAUAUUGGAAAUUAUGUUUUUAAGGCCUUGUAGUUAAAGGCAGGUGACCUGGAGAGUUCCCCAGACAGAAGGUGAGAUGCUUAUCUCCCUAGCAGACCAUCGUGUAUUGUGUGUCUUACACAGAAGUCUAUUAGAAUAGUGAGUCGAAUGCUAAUGAAGAGAUUGUGGCGUUUCAGAAGGAAUAGGUAAGCAGAGGAGGAACUCUGUUUUAUAGAACAAAGGACUGGCCUAAUAUAUCUAGGGGUGCAGAGAGAGACCUGGGCAUCCUGUGAAGACAAGCUCCCGGCAGGCUUUGCCUUAUGAAACAGGCUAUCAGCCAUCCUGGUUGAAAAAUGCUGUGAGAAGGACUUUGGGUAAGCAGUAUCUUAUUAGACAAGAGGGGGCAUCUUGUUAGUUAGUCAAGUUUAGGCACUAGAAUGCAUGUUCUGAUUUGAUUUUCUAUGUAACACUGUUUUCCAGUAUUUGUUUGCUAUCCUAUGAAUCUCUGUUCUUUGUUAAAUAAACGUAUCCUUUUCUCUGCACACAAAUUUAAGCACGGCGUGUGAAGUGAAGCUGUGUUCUAAGGUGUAACUAAGCUGCCGUGAUUGUUCCCUUGGGAACAGCGGGUCUGGUCGUUCUGUGGGUAUUUAGUGGAACGGGAGUUGGACGCUGCAGGGAGGACGCCGGAGUUGGAGUAUGGCUAUCGCUAACGUGUAUGAGGGAUGGGCUGAGAGGGGAGGAUUUGUGCUGUCUGUGGCUGGGUGAGUCAGGGAGUUGAGCCCUGGCAGGCACAGAUAAGGCUCCCUCACGCUACGGGUGGGUGGUAGCGAGGUGCUCCUGGGUACCCUUGGGAAGCGUCACAGAACCAUCCCCUUAAUAAAAUGCAGCAUAAUCAAAUAAUAAGCAGACCAAUGCUCCAUUCCUUGCCCUGCUCCUAGGGCGCGUUAUCUACAAACAAACAUGCAUGCUGCUUCCAGUGUGGCCUUCCACAAAUCUGGAUUUUACACAGUAGCUAUUUUGAAAGACACGUGGGGAAAAAAACUACUUUUCAUCCCAAGAUCAGAGUUCUAUAUAGGCUUAAAUAUAUUUGAAUAUGUACAUACACGUAUAUUUGCUAAUGUAAUUCUAUUUUUUCUGACGUUAACCUGGCUAACGGCGUUCCUGACCCAAAAUUGGGGAGCUGUUUCAAUAAGGCAUUGUGAUUGAAAAAUGCCGCCCUCUGCUGAAUGUGUGCACAAAUCCCAGGUUGUUACGACAGAUACCGCGUGCCGUCACUGUUCAGUGUCCAGCUUAAUAAACCCCUCCCUCUGCUGAAAAACAUCUGCCAAAGGGGGUUGUCCAGCACAGAACGGAUGUCGGGUUUAGUGAUUCAGAUGGUGACAGGAAACCAGAGACCUGCUUACAGUCCCCAUGAGGAACCUGUUCCAGUAUUGCUGGGUGCUUCCGUGAGGGGAGAUAGAGGAGAAUGAGGAAGCUGCAAAGAACUGGCUGAUGCUACAGGUGCUGCUGGCAGAGAGAAAGCAUCAUUGUCUCCAGGUGAUCAUCGGCCUGAAGUACUGGACAGUCCUUUCCUUAACUUCACCCAAGGCCUGGUUCCCAGGGGUUCCCAUGAGAGCAUGGAUGGCCCAGUGGUAGAGUCCUAGCUUACGGAGCCAGGCCUGACCGCAUCGGAGCAAUGAGCCAAGUGGAGCUGUUCUGGGCUGCGGCCUCACUGAUGCUGCUGGGGGCUCUUGUGAGCAUGUGCAUGAAGUGUCAGCGUUCUGCUACUAAACAGGAAAAGAAGCUGUGCAAGCAGAGGAAACUGCAUGAAAGCCAGCCGGGGUUUCAGGUGAUACGAUCCUAUUCAAUUGCCGUGACAAGGCAAGAUGAAAUUAAAUUGCCAGACAACAUCCCAGUAACAAGGAAAACCAAUAAGCGACUGCAGGCCACAGAUAUUGAUGGUGACAAUGCUGAGCCCAGAUACCAAAAUUUCAUGAGAGAAGACAACCAGGAAUUGGAUGCUGCCUAUGUCAACCCUAUUGCUUCAGAUUACUUCAACUGUGGGAUGUUCUUGAGACCAGCAAAUGAAAAGGAAGAGGAUUCCUGUUCCUAUCAAAAUGUUGUGAUUGGGGCAUCCAAUAGUGCUGAGUCUGAUGACGUGGACGACUAUGAGAACAGCGCCUCUAUAAAGAUAUGGAAACAAUCAAAUAUAUCAGAAAGCCCAGAUGAUUAUCCAGAUUACGUUAACUCAGACGUUGCAGCUGUGCCAAACUAAAGGUAUCUUCCCUACAACUGGAAAAAAAAGCUGUUGCAAAGCUGCGGAAGCUUAUGUUUCAUUUUGAAGACUGCUACACACACACACACACAGUGGAAAGGGGUCCUUUGAUUCACAAGUGUAAUGGAAUAACCUGUUCUCCAAACCCUGCCAAAAGUAGCUAACUUAAAGGACAUGGAUGCACACUGCUGAAAGUAAAUGCACUGGAUCCAGAAGUCCCACAAAAAUACAACUGGAAAAAGUAUAUGGAGAAAGCCCACCCCACUGCCCCCCAACAAGUGAAUUUCAGCUGCUCGGUGCAGCAGUUACCAAGAGAAAUGCCAAGGUUUUGUUGUUCUAUCAUAUUUUCCUCCACAUCCAUUCAAGGGCGUGAUGGCUUGUCUGCUCAACAAUGUUUUCUGCUGUCAAGUGUGAAAUGAAUCUUUAAACUACUGAGCGGCAACGCAGUUGACAGUUUAACUUGCCAAGCUGACUCCUGUAAGGAGGUAUUAAAGCUGAUGAAUUAUAUUUCUUGUUUCGUUCCCAAUGCAGCAAAGCUCUUGGACAGACACUGCUUUCAACAGCGGGAUCCAACCUUCCAGCCAGACAGCAAGUUUUUAGAAUAGGAGUAGUUCUGUAUAGCUAAGUAAUACACUGAAGGGCUCACAAAUGAUGAAGGGCCAAAGGCUACUACAAACAAGAUCACUGCAGCUACAGAUAAUAUUCAGAGUGCUGACAGUUAGUAUCUUUCCUUGUGCUUUUGGGAUUUAUUUUACAGCAAUCCAUAGGAGUUGAGACAGAUAGCGGGGCACUGAGCUCAUCUUUACCACAUUGCCAGCCUCAGGAAUUGCACCUGCUUUUCAGAAUUGCUGACAUCAGUGCUAGAACUCACACCUUGCCUUUGAACAUGCUUCAGUUCUGACAACUAAAAUGUUCAUGAGCAUAGCGUUUUACCUGGCAGCAUUAUAGCAUGUGCUCGUUGAGGGUGAAAUGCAGCUCUGUGCAGGAAAUCAAGGAAAAGCUCACGCAGUACUUCAGUCUUAAGGGGUGUAUGCCUGCUGCAUAGGGGUAAACUUCACCCAUGGUAGAGUGAGAACAUGUAGGUAAACACCUAGUAAGGGAGUUCUUUUAGAACAGCAAGUUAUGUGUCGGAGCAACUGUCUCCUGCCAGUCCUACUUACUGCUGGCAACUGGUUCACCAAGCUCUUAUGCUCUAGCAUGAACAGGUACUCUUUAACUAGCAGGGAAAAGGGUUACCGAAGCAAUUUCCUCCCUUUUGGUACCAGUGACUAGAGAGAACCUUGGGUAAUAAGAGUCAGCUAUGAAGUGGAAGGUAUGGAUAUGAAACGUUUCUUACUACAAAUUACUUCACUCAUGAAAUUUUUGCUCUAUUUGAUCUAAUCAGUCUAUGCACAGUGAGAGUUAAGGUAGAAUUUAAGCCUCUUUACAGAUGCGGAUUUAACAUUUCAUUUGUAUUUGAGACCCCUUAAUCACAGCAACAAGGUGCCUGUUACUUAUGUGUAUGAAACUAGAAGGCCAAUCAAGCAUUUUGUAAUUAGUGAUUGGGGGAAAACUUAAUCACAGCUCCCACUAAGGGGUGUAUUCCUGAAGUCUGCAUAAAGGCCGCAAGACAGGGCCUUUAAUGUAGCCCAUGUAGGAAAGAAAACGAUCUAGAACGUCCUUAACCUCUUGAAAGGGAUAUAUGUAGUCAGUUUCAGAACAGGAGUUAAAUAGGGUUGAUUUUACAUCGACAUAAGUUUCCUAUCAGUUUGUAGCUAGAAUCACAUUUCCUUUUUUCCAAAAUAUUCUUCUCUGCUGUGCAAAGGGCCCACAGAAAUAAGUGACACCAACAAUAGAGUGAGACAAUAGACUUGGGUCCAACCCAAGGCCUAGUAAAUCAUUAAAGCUAGAGUGACCAGAUGCAGGGCCGGCGCAACCCAUUAGGCGACGUAGGCGGUCGGCUAGGGCGCUGCAAUUUGGGGGGGCGGCGACCGCGGCGGUAUUUCGGCGGUGGGACCUUCCGCCGGUGGCGCUCCUGACCAGAUGUCCCACUUUUAAAGGGACAGUCCUAUUUUUUGGGACUACUUCUUAUAUAGGUGCCUAUUACCACCCCCCCCCGUCCCAUUUUUUUCACAGUUGCUAUCUGGUCACCCUAAUUAAAACCUAAUCUGAAGACUUAUGCACUGUAUAGACUUGUCUUGGCUCUUUUGUUGAAAGGUGAAUUUCAUCCAAAAUGACUAAAUAGAAAAGUUCUAACCUUUGUUAUAGAAAUAUGGUUACUUGACAGACCAUGCAAAAUGUUAUGUGACCGGUGAUGAUGGAUGUCCAACAUGAUACCUCUCAAAACUGCCUCAUUUUCAGAAGUAUUGUGACUCUAUAACGUGUCUCAACAUUUCAAUUCAAUUUUGAAAAUAUUGGUCUCAGUUGUCAGAGAAGUGCAAUUGUGUUGAUGUGUCAGUUUAAGAUUCUGAUCUAAUACUUGGAGGGAGACAUUCAAAUACUUAAAGUUUAGCAAUAGUACAAGUUCCCUGGGAUACAGUUAAUCAAGUAACAGAACGCUGACUAAGUUCCAGGAUUUAAACAGAUGUUAGGCCAGGGCAAUACAGGAUUUAUUGUACUCUGUGCUCAGCAGGGAGAGGUGAAUAAACCAAGUAAUAUUUCCUGGAGCAUUUAUGGAAAAUAUUUGUUGCCUAAACAGGAGUUCAAAGUUGUAUAAGAUAAAUGGGGUAGGAAAGUGAUUGGGGAAUAGAAUCUGUAUCUUCUCCUUUAAUCUGCCAGUGUGAGAAUGCAGACAAAUCCCCACCUUCUGGGGGUCCUCUGUAAAGCGAGGUUAAACCCUUUCUUAGUUUUGUGAAGCACUUGAAAAUAACAAGGGUACCUUUCAUUCAAGGAUCAGUGUGCUGGAACAUAUCCAGUAAAUUUUACAAACAAAUUAUAUUGAAGUGAUUGGAAUUCUACAGUGUAGCUUUUAAAACACCCCUUUGUCACCUAUGUCCACAAAGAAAAGUAUCUACAAUGACAGAUUGGUUGCCUUUUCAGAAAUCUUUAAUUUGUAGGUAUACAGGGACUUCAGGGUAUGUACAACAUUGGCUGCCCGUGAAUGGGAGUAACAUCCAGUCUACGUGUUCCAGCAACAAACCAGGGAGACAUGAACUAGCUCAAAGCUGAGUACAUCUACAACCACAUCUUCAUCCAAUCCUGGGAGGUCCUGCUGGAAGCUGCCGAUGGUGGAAGGAGGAGAACAGGCAUUAGCUGCUACAGAAGAGGGAGUCACCCUAGAUUCUACAUGUCACCAAAAGCUGCUCUUCUCUCCUCUAUGGGAAUAGGGAAAAUGUACAGCUAGGAUACCCCAGUGGAGGACACAAUGGGGGCAAAGACCAACCCUAUAGGGCCCUGGCCACUGUGCCAGUGGAAGCCCUUGAACAAUGGACUAGUCUGCAAUUGUAGUUCGUUCCCCUUGCUUCUGACUGGGCCUGUAGUAAAUGCUAUGAAAGUGAGGGCACACUGGGCCGCUAAGGGCAGAGCAGGUUGUCUGGAAUACAUGGAAAGAGGGGAAGGAUUUGGGAAGUAGUUCAGUGCCUUUCAUAUCUUGCUUGUCUGCCUACUCUAUUCAGAUCGGUAAGCUCUUUGGGGCCAAGACUCUGUGUGUGUACAGCAUGCAGCAGAUUAGGGUCCCAACCCGGAUUUAAUAAAUGCAUAGUUUAUAAUUGUACUUGUACUAAGGAGUUGCUAUAUACAGUGAGAAUCAGACGUGCCAGUGAUGAUGUACAGUUUGAUAACGACUUAGUGAAAUACUGGGUUAACUAAUUAAAUAAAAUACUUUGACUCUCUCUCUUA